Carya illinoinensis is the source of this 1637-nucleotide messenger RNA. RefSeq names its product agamous-like MADS-box protein AGL19. Gene Ontology annotation, molecular function: protein dimerization activity; RNA polymerase II cis-regulatory region sequence-specific DNA binding; DNA-binding transcription factor activity, RNA polymerase II-specific. The transcript is spliced from 8 exons. Gene Ontology annotation, cellular component: nucleus. Gene Ontology annotation, biological process: positive regulation of transcription by RNA polymerase II. The record is from RefSeq and is a predicted model, not a curated record. NCBI's taxonomy places the organism in Eukaryota, Viridiplantae, Streptophyta, Magnoliopsida, Fagales, Juglandaceae. Bases 654 to 1268 code for a protein of 204 amino acids.
CCAAAGUCAAGUGCUCCAAAUUUACCUGCAACUUUUAGUUCCAACCUGUCCGGUUUAACUGGCAACCGACAGGAAUGUUCGCUGUCGUUCCCUUUCCACAACGUUUUACCUCUGGAUCGGUCACCGGAACGAGAAGUCGUCGUUCAAGUCUGUCCACGUUGCGUCCAGGCAUGGGAUGGCAGCAAGAUUUCCAUGCCCCAAAAGAAGUUCCUUCUUUGGAUGAGGAGGGGGUUCACAUGUUUUCGCAUAUAUUCCUGUUUCCUUUUUUUGGGUGGUUCUUGUGUAGUUCUGAAUAAAAGGCAAGUAUGAACCAUGCUGAUCAUCAAAUCAAUCAAUCGAUCUCAUGGUUUGUUUUCCUCUGAAAAUUUUCCUAGGGUUCUGAGAUUUUCUCGCUCUUUCUUGGCUCCUUGAGAUCUUCCAUUGAUUUAUAGUCUUUUUUGUUCUUUUUUGGCCUAGAUUUCCUCAACCUCUAUCUAUUUUUGGAAACCGUAUCCGGGUUUUGCAUAGCAGCUUGUAAUCUUUGAUUUUAGAUCCUCUGUCGAUUCAGUCCCAGUUCAGAUUUCCAUAACAUCCUACCAUAUAAUUUCUGGGUUUUUGUUUUUGUUUUUUUUUUUCCUCCUGGGAAUUGGCCUUUCUGUCUGGGGGUGCAGAAAAUGGUGAGGGGGAAAACCCAGAUGAAGCGUAUAGAAAAUGCAGCGAGCAGACAAGUAACCUUCUCAAAGCGAAGAAAUGGGCUGCUUAAGAAGGCCUUUGAGCUAUCAGUUUUAUGUGAUGCUGAAGUUGCACUGAUCGUUUUCUCUCCUCGAGGAAAGCUCUAUGAAUUUUCUAGCGCUAGCAUAAGCAAGACGAUAGAGCGGUAUCAGAAGAGAGUCAAGGACCAAGGAAUUAGCGGCAAAGCUCAAGAAAAUUUGCAGCAUUUGAAGGAAGACAGUUCUAGCUUGGCAAAGAAAAUUGAGCUUCUUGAAAUAUCUAAACGAAGACUUCUGGGAGAUAGCUUGGAAUUAUGUUCAAUCGAUGAACUACAGCAAGUCGAAAACCAGCUGGAGCGAAGCCUUAAUAAAAUUAGGGCAAGGAAGAAUCAUUUAUAUAGGGAGCAGAUUGAGAAGCUAAGGGAAGAGGAGAGAUGCCAACUGCAAGAGAAUGCAAAGUUACGUGAGAAGUACGGCGUGCCACCCCCUAAACCGUCUAGCAAACAGCCAGAUCCAGUUCUGCACGCAAGAAGUCAUGUGGAUGUGGAAACAGAAUUGUUCAUAGGACCACCCAAAUGAUAAUCUAUGUUGUAGUCAUGUAUAGAUUGUUGGAAGAUUAUUAGGUACUCCUGAAAUACGGAUGAUGUCAUUUAAUUAAAAUUACUAAGGACCAGUUUUAAUUAGCAUGACAUUGGUUGUAUGAUAAGAUAAGAUGAGAGUACCAUAUGUCCGUUUUCGGCAAUUAGUACCUAAUAAUUAGUUACUCAUCCAUUUUGCUUGAAUGGGCAGGCAGUAUCCAUGUGCUGCAAAACAUUAUGCUCGUUGUUCGUUUUAGUUGUCGAGCUAGUUAACUCUUCUCAGAAGUGUAAUUAUUCUUCUCACAAGUGUAAUGACCUAAAUGCUCUAUAUUUUGCGUUAAAUUGAUGUAUUUCUUGCUUUCGAGUGCAA